This is a messenger RNA of Aspergillus heteromorphus CBS 117.55, 2323 nucleotides long. Its product is annotated as putative C2H2 finger domain protein. Bases 1 to 2172 code for a protein of 723 amino acids. Lineage: Eukaryota; Fungi; Ascomycota; Eurotiomycetes; Eurotiales; Aspergillaceae. The transcript has 2 exons. The record is from RefSeq and is a predicted model, not a curated record.
AUGUCCAGUGAGGAUCUGCAGUGGCUAGAAAGCUAUCUUCGCCAUGGCUAUGACCCCGAAGCCCAAAGCUUAGACGAAUCUGCAGCCUACUUCCAGUCAAAUCCGUAUUUCGCGUUGCCCCCCUCGUCCUCCUACACGCACGCGCCCAACGGUCCGCUCGGCUCGCGAUAUCAUCCAUCAUACUCAAACGAGAGGAAUGCCAGGCCUCCUGCUUCCAGCACAGCAGCCCCAGAACACUCGUCUCACUCGGCCCCUGCCUACCCUCAUCCCUACCAAGGACAACCCGCGCCGUUCCUGCCAACCCCAACCAUGGGGCCGCCGCCAGGUUCGCACGCCGAGAGCGCGUACCGGUUUGCUCCGCCUCAGGGACAUAAGUCGUUCCCUUCUCAGUCGCCAAAGCCCCCGCCUGCGAAGGAAUACAAGCAGCCUGCCCCGCAGCUCCCCAAGCCAGUGCAGACACAUAAGGCGGGUCGGCCUCAGUUGCCUCGUCCAGUGCCUCAGCCGGCUAAGGCCCCCCCGCCUCCAGGGUACAGACCAGCCUCGCCCAAUGUGCCCUAUCCAGCCUCUUCGCAGCCGGCUCCUGCUCAAGCAUACCGGACGCCUACGUCUCAAGCUUCCUACCAAGCUUCUUCGCGGCAAUCUCAAGUAUCCUGUCCAGCGCCUUCGCAGCAACCUCAAGCGUCCCGGCCAGCGCCUGCGCAGCAACCUCAAGCAUCCCAUCCAGCGUCUUCGCAGCCACCUCAAUCGGGCCCGCCUCCGGCGCCAAGCCCUCUCCCUUUGACUGUGGAACCCUCGCAGCUGUUUAAUCAGAUUCCUCUACCGGUACCUCCUAUCCAGUCGUCGAGCUCGGCCCCGCCAACCAUACCUUCUACACAGAUGCCAACCGCUGGUCCCUCACCCACACCUCACAGUACCAGUGGCCAACCUAAAAACAACUCGCGCCCUUCCUCCGUCCCGGCUCCUCAAGCUCCUAAGUCAGCUGCUCAAAUGUCACCUCCAUCGGCUCCGGCGCCGGGCCGCCCUCCUAUGCCGCAAUCGACCGCUCCUCGGAAUGAAGGAGAGCCUGGUCAUGAUACAAAGAGACGUCGCGUUGACACACCCGAGCAGACAAAGGUGCCGGCCGGCGGAUUGGCGGCCUAUAACUUUACACCCUCAGCGACAGGCUCUCUGUCAGAUAAAGGGCAUUUAAAACACCGUAUGGAUAUUAUCGAACCGCUACGCGAGGAAGAUGCUGCGGAGAAAAUGGUCUAUAACCCGGCUACCAUUGCUAGAGACGUCUUGAUCGCCACUGGACGGCAUCCAACUGAGGAGAAAUUGAACCACCAUCUUUUCCGGCUGCGCGACGCAUUCUCUCAUGUGGACUACGGGGCGGACUUGUCGACAUUUCGCUGGGACUUGGUCGACCCUCUGGACCCACGUGACCCGGGCCCGUCACUUCCCAAGCCGCGGGCGGCCGCGCCGGCGGCGCCGCGUCCCGCGCCUCGCCCGGCAUCUUCAACUCCCGUCAAUAACACCUUCCUUCUGUCUCCACAACCGCAUCCUCACCACCCCCCACCUCCACGCCCCGAACAUCCACGAGUGCAGCAAACAGCCGGGCCCUCGCAGAAGUCUCAAUUGCAAAAUCCGUCCCCAGCGCCUUCUUGGCAAGUGCGCCCGCACUCGCAGUCGCAGCCGCAAGUACAGCUUGGGAGCUUGCCUCCGCGCCCACCGCCGCCGCAUCUUCCACCCACAUCGCGAGCACCCCCGCAGCCCCAGCCGCAGCCCAAACCCCGCACACCCAGUACACCCAGGUCAACCGUGAAAGCGGGCGCCAUGCCCGGCAAAAGACCGCCCGGUCGACCCCCUGGGAGUGGGAAACGGCAGCAGCAACAGCAGGCGCUGCUACAGCAGCAGCCAGCCGCAGCACAGGCGCCGGUUCCGUACCAGGUCUUCCCAUGCGGGUGGGCGAACUGCCAGGCUCAGCUGCACAACCUGGAGAUGCUGAAAAAACACGUCUUCAAGGUGCAUGUGUCGCAGCAGCUCACGUGCUCGUGGAAGGACUGUACAUUUCCGGAGUCUCUGCCCGCGGCGCUGUUGUUCAAGCACGUGAAAAAGGAGCACCUGGAUGCUGUGGCGUGGAAGCUGGGCGAUGGGCCGUCGGUACCUGGAACUGGUGAGAAAGCAUCUGGAUGAUGGGAACUGAGAUCCCGGGGAGCCCAGGGCCUUUGGGCAUUCCCGACACUGCUCGACCGGGCAGCGAGGACGCACUCAUCUUCCCUGCGAGCUACAGCUCCAUGCGGGCCUUCAUCCGCGCUCACGGGAGGAAUAAUACCGCGCAUGAUCG